Molecule: messenger RNA, 2212 nt
Organism: Struthio camelus australis
Lineage: Eukaryota; Metazoa; Chordata; Aves; Struthioniformes; Struthionidae
Source: RefSeq, a predicted model, not a curated record
AUGUGCACAGAUGGCACAGCUCAGGAAAAACAGAAAAGCAUCGAAGGGGUUAAAUAUGAAGACCUUGUUUGCUUCAGAGAUAUCAGACCUGGUGCACCCCACCACUAUCUGGUGGUACCUGUAGAGCACAUGGGAAACUGCAAGACACUUAAGAAAGAACACGUACCUGUAGUGAAGAAAAUGAUGGAAGUGGGAAAAUCUGUCCUCCAACGAAAUAAUUUUAGUGACUUGAAUGAUGUAAGAAUGGGUUUUCACUGGCCUCCAUUCUGCUCAAUAUCCCACUUGCAUCUUCAUGUCUUGGCUCCAGCCAGUCAGCUAGGAUUCUUAUCCAGACUGAUUUACAGAAUCAAUUCCUACUGGUUUAUCACGGCUGAACAGCUGAUUGAACGACUGCAAACUGAAAAUGCUGCCAGUUGAAAGCACAUCCAGCUCUGUGUCAAAAAAGAAUUUGAUUGUCUUUGAGCUCUGAUUUAAGGUUGCACAGUUUGAUGUUACUAAUAAUAUACCAGGAUGAAAAAGCUUUAAUUCCUUAUGAAGAAAUACAUACAGAAUUUGUAACUGUCAUCCUAAUUCUUGCAGUCUGUAUACUUAAGAAGUCCAUGUACUUCUCUGACAGUGAGGCAAUGUAUUUUAAUGAUAAUUUUUUAUUUAUAUAUUUGUAGUAUACAUACAUGUAUAUAUACACACAUGCAUAUAUAUAUAUAUACACACACACACACACACACACACUUGCAGACUACUUUUCCUAGUAAAAUGCAGAGUGCGGCAGCAGAAUGUAUUUGUAACUAAGAAAACAACAGUUACUACUAACAGCAUGUAUGUGAUACCAAAGGGAAUGUUUCAUGUGGAAUCUAGACUUUUAUUUUAAAAAUAUAUUGUUCUGGGAUUGCAAGUAACGUUUAAAACUUUAAAGUUUCCAUCUGUACUCUGUUAGUUAUGCCUAGUUAUUAGUAAGUACAUUGCUAAAGUGCACUACUAAUUUUUCUGGUGCUAAACCACUUUAAUAUAUUAGCUGUCUUAUUUGCAUGACAGUGAUGUAGUAAAUGUUAAUACAAUAUGUGCCCGAGAUGUGUUGAUGCUAUACGAUAUAGAAUAUAAUUUAAAUGUAUGUAUAAUUGUUUGUAUGUUGGACUUAAAAGACUGUUUCCCUCUUAUGUGCACAAUAUUUUAAAUUAGCUACUGUAUGUUUACAAAGAAUGUGAAGAGUUCAGAGGAAUUGAUUUAAUGUACUGGUCUUCUGCAUGACAAUAGAAGAGAAAAUCAAAUUUUGAGAUUAUGCUCUUAAUGUUCUUACUGGAAGUUGCUUGGAGUGUACUCAUGUCUUGGCUAAAUUUGAUUUCUAAAUGAAGUCACAAGAGAAAUGGGUCUUUAGUGCAGUGACUAUGUGGCAGGCUUGCAUAAUAGCAAUCUGAUUUGAACUCUGCCCCAAACUGGAACUUGUACGAAUUGUGUUCUGAAUUGUUUAAGGAACCUGCUAACACUUGCUUUUACUGUAUGAUUCUAACUAGUAAUGUUAAUGCUCUGUUUUUUCAACACCAUAUUAAGGCAGACUGUUUGCAAAGCAGAAAUUCCAGAAAACACAGGGUGGAUUUUAUUCGUUCACAGAGUGUAUCUCUUGGUGCCUAACUAAUAAAGUGUCCUUGGCUGAUACUUUUAGAUGCAGAUAAGGUGAUGAUGGUCUGCUGUACCUGCAAACUUCCCUGAAGAUAAUCUUCUCAGUGUUUUCCACUGAUCCAGCACCUGUUGCCUUAGUGGUACAAUGUAUUGUAACAUUCAUACAGUAAACUGUACAUAAUAUUUCAGAAAGUUCACAUCAUUCUAAACAGCAACAUUUUAUACCCAGAAGUUUACAGCUCUCUUUUCCAUAAGACCUUGUUCCUAAUGGUUCUGGUAUUCUUAUUAGCGGACACUCACAUGUAAUUUGCAGUACUUUGUGGUUUUGAUUUGUAACUUUUAACUAGGAAGAGUGUGAAUUAAAUCCACUGAACUUUGACUAAUUCUGUGCAAUAGAUUAGGAGGUAUGAAUUGGCUCCUACAUUUAUGAAGUAUUUGAACAUUAAGAUCUUUCAAGAGUUAAUACUAUGUAUGUGUGUUCUGAUUUGUAGUUAAUGUAUGUAACUGUACGUAACUGUGAUAUGUAGUAUUUAAGGUACCAUAAUGAACUGUUGUCAGAAAGGAUUAAUAAAGAGCAAAUACGAAUCUUGGGAUCUUA